Molecule: messenger RNA, 1035 nt
Organism: Pyrus x bretschneideri (Chinese white pear)
Lineage: Eukaryota; Viridiplantae; Streptophyta; Magnoliopsida; Rosales; Rosaceae
Product: 40S ribosomal protein S5
Exons: 5
Coding region: 181-807 (208 amino acids)
Biological process (GO): translation; ribosomal small subunit assembly
Cellular component (GO): ribosome; cytosolic small ribosomal subunit
Molecular function (GO): mRNA binding; structural constituent of ribosome; rRNA binding
Source: RefSeq, a predicted model, not a curated record
ACAAUAGGGAAGGGUAAAAUAGUAACACCAAAACCCAAACCCUAGUACUUGACCAAAAAAAAAAAAACCAAAACCCUAGUAGAUCACUUGUAUCCUGCGCCGCUUUGUUGUCUCCUCCAAGCUCUCCUACCCUCCUCUGAAACUCCAACCUCCAGCUUGAAUUUCGAUAGUACAGAAACCAUGGCCGCUGCUGAUGUAGCUACUCCUGCAUUGGAACCAACGCAGCCGUACUAUGAUGUCAAGCUCUUCAACCGCUGGAGCUUCGACGAUGUCCAGGUCAGUGACAUUUCACUGGCAGAUUACAUUGGAGUUGCACCUUCCAAGCAUGCAACUUAUGUACCUCACACUGCUGGAAGAUACUCGGUCAAACGAUUCAGGAAAGCUCAGUGCCCUAUUGUGGAGAGGCUUACAAACUCACUCAUGAUGCACGGGAGAAACAAUGGAAAGAAACUUAUGGCUGUCAGGAUCAUUAGGCACGCGAUGGAAAUUAUCCAUUUGCUAACUGAUCUGAACCCAAUCCAAGUUAUUGUUGAUGCUGUCGUUAACAGUGGUCCACGUGAAGAUGCAACUCGUAUUGGAUCUGCUGGAGUUGUUAGGCGUCAAGCUGUGGAUAUCUCACCUUUGAGACGUGUAAAUCAGGCUAUCUAUCUCCUCACAACUGGUGCUCGUGAGUCUGCUUUCAGGAACGUCAAAACUAUUGCUGAGUGUUUGGCUGAUGAGCUUAUUAAUGCUGCCAAAGGCUCCUCUAACAGUUAUGCAAUCAAGAAGAAGGAUGAGAUUGAAAGAGUUGCCAAGGCUAACCGUUAAGAGGCUGCGAGAAAAAUUUAUGCAGGGGAGGAGAAUUUUGUACGCGUAUUUGUUUUUUGCCCAUUAUUUAGAAUUUUUCGGAUAUACCCUUGAAUGCGAGACAUGUCUCUGUUCUUUUAUGUUACGAAACCAGUCAUCUGUUAGUUUGGAUCCUGUAAUUUUAUACCGUUGGAUGCGGUUGAUUUGAUCCCUUAUUCAAAUUAUGCAAUCUCAUAGACACUCUACACA